This is a messenger RNA of Prosopis cineraria, 2585 nucleotides long. RefSeq names its product protein KINESIN LIGHT CHAIN-RELATED 2-like. The transcript is spliced from 3 exons. Bases 204 to 2372 code for a protein of 722 amino acids. Gene Ontology annotation, molecular function: protein binding. The record is from RefSeq and is a predicted model, not a curated record. NCBI's taxonomy places the organism in Eukaryota, Viridiplantae, Streptophyta, Magnoliopsida, Fabales, Fabaceae.
CCCAUUCUGCCCCUCGCCUACCUCACCGCUUUUCCUUCUUCUCUUCCUUCCCCUCCUACUGGUAUAAAUGCAUACGAAGUUACGAGGUCGAUAGAGCUAUUGACGUUUCAUCUCCUUCCUUUCCUCGGAUGCACGUUGAGUAAGAGAGUUCUCUUGUGAGAUUCACAUCUUCGCCUCCGGUACGUUCCUGGUAAUACUGUACGAUGCCUGGGUUAGCUAUGAAUGAAUUGGAUGCGAAUGGAACAGCAGACGAACGUUAUGUUCUUCGAAAGGAAAACUUUGCUCUGCAAGGAUCUCCAAGAAGUCCAUUGAGUCCAAGAAGUAUUCAGAGUGACUCAAUUGAUCUGACCAUCGAUGGGGUGGUGGGUACCUCCAUAGAGCAACUGUAUCACAAUGUGUGUGAAAUGCAGAGCUCUGAUCAAUCACCCUCAAGGGCUAGCUUUUACUCAUAUGGGGAGGAAUCCAGGAUCGAUUCCGAAUUACGCCAUUUCGUUGGAGAUAUUACAGAUUCAGAGAUCACGAAGGAGGUGGUCACUGAGAGUAAAGAAAAUUGCAGUACUUUUGGUUCAACUCCAGAGAAAGAUGUUGCGUUAAGUGGUAAGAAGUCUACAAAGAUGGAUAAGAACCAAUCAGAAAGUCCAGGGGUUGUUGAAGGGUCAGCCAAAUCAACUAAAAGCAAAAAUUUGCGUGAGAAGCCACCGAUAGACAAGAGGAAUGAGAAGAGUCAGAGAAAAGCAAGUUCAUUUUACAACAUGAGGAAGCAGAGGAACCUUGGUGCGCUUGGCGUAAAGUUUCAAGAUGGGAUUGAGGAUCGUAUUGCUGCUGGACUAGAUAACCCAGACCUCGGACCAUAUUUACUAAAGCAAACAAGAGAUAUGAUCUCUGCCGGUGAGAAUCCCCAGAAGGCUCUUGAUUUGGCUCUUCGAGCUGCAAAGUCAUUUGAGAUGUGUGCAAAUGGGAAGCCUAAUCUAGAAAUGGUCAUGUGUUUGCAUGUCUUGGCAACAAUAUACUGCAACCUGAGGCAAUACAAUGAAGCUAUUCCUGUUCUUGAACGAUCCAUUGAUAUUCCUGUUUUAGAGAAUGGCCAAGAUCAUGCACUAGCUAAGUUUGCAGGAUGCAUGCAAUUGGGUGACACUUAUGCAAUUAUGGGGCAGAUUGAGAAUUCAAUACUUUUAUACACGGCAGGUCUAGAAAUCCAAAGGCAAGUUUUGGGGGAAACAGACCCAAGAUUUGGUGAGACAUGUCGUUACGUGGCUGAGGCGCAUGUUCAAGCGCUGCAGUUUGACGAGGCUGAGAAGCUUUGCCAGAUAGCAAUUGACAUUCACAGGGGGAAUGGUUCUCCUGCUUCUCCUGAAGAAGCAGCAGAUAGGAGACUCAUGGGGCUUAUCUGUGACUCAAAGGGUGAUUUUGAAUCAGCUCUUGAGCAUUAUGUUUUAGCAAGCAUGGCCAUGGCAGCAAAUGGUCAGGAAGUAGAAGUGGCUUCCAUUGAUUGCAGCAUUGGUGAUGCUUAUCUGUCUUUGGCACGUUAUGAUGAGGCAGUCUUUGCUUAUCAGAAAGCCCUCAUGGUGUUCAAGUCAGCCAAAGGAGAGAAUCACCCAACAGUUGCUUCAGUUUAUGUCAGGUUAGCUGACUUAUACAACAAAAUAGGCAAGUUCAAGGAAUCAAAGUCUUAUUGUGAAAAUGCACUCAGAAUUUUCGGGAAGCCAAAUCCAGGGUUCCCUUCUGAAGAGAUUGCAAGUGGCUUAAUAGAUGUUGCGGCCAUUUAUCAGUCAAUGAAUGAUGUGGAGCAAGGUUUGAAGUUACUGAAGAAGGCCUUGAAGAUGUACGGAAACUCGCCGGGUCAGCAAUGCACUAUUGCUGGAAUUGAGGCUCAGAUGGGGGUAAUGUAUUAUAUGAUGGGAAACUAUUCUGAUUCUUAUAACAUUUUCAAAAGUGCUAUUGCCAAGUUUCGUGCCAGUGGAGAGAAGAAAUCUGCUUUGUUUGGGAUUGCUUUAAACCAAAUGGGUCUGGCCUGCGUGCAGCGUUAUGCAAUAAAUGAAGCAGCAGAUUUAUUUGAGGAGGCCAAAGGUAUUUUGGAAAAAGAAUAUGGUCCGUAUCACCAUGACACCUUAGGGGUUUAUAGCAAUCUAGCAGGCACUUACGAUGCAAUGGGCAGGGUUGAUGAUGCCAUUGGAAUUUUGGAAUACGUUGUUGGUAUGAGAGAAGAGAAGCUUGGAACAGCAAAUCCUGACGUGGCUGAUGAGAAGCGAAGAUUGGCUGAGCUGUUGAAAGAAGCAGGCAGGGCACGGAACACAAAAUCUAGAAGAUCCCUUGAAACUCUCCUUGAUGCCAACUCUCAGAUUAUAGAAAAUAAUGGCAUUAAGGUUACCUAAAGUCUUACAUGUAUAUAAUAUACGACAGAUUAAUUAGUUGGUGUGCAAUGUGUUAUCAUUGUUUGAAAGUAUAAAACAAUAAAAUUUAGGGGGGAAGUUGAAACAGGUUCUGUUUCUCAAUAGUGAAUCAUUUUAUUGCUCGAAGACCUCUGGAGAAGUUACCUUUUGUGAAUAUAUUUUCCAUAGAACAGAGGAGAGUUCUCAUUCUUUCAA